Aspergillus vadensis CBS 113365 is the source of this 1481-nucleotide messenger RNA. RefSeq lists its product as uncharacterized. The record is from RefSeq and is a predicted model, not a curated record. Bases 352 to 1410 code for a protein of 352 amino acids. NCBI's taxonomy places the organism in Eukaryota, Fungi, Ascomycota, Eurotiomycetes, Eurotiales, Aspergillaceae. The transcript has a single exon.
GUCUUCAAGCGCUGAUUAUCUCCAUCUUACAACCACUCGAUGAGUUCGUGGUCUUCAAGCUUUGAUUGUCUCUUGCCUUGCAAACAUAAGGUACCCACUCUUCUACACCAAACCAUUCUAUCAUCUCCCCCAUUGCGCAACACUCGUACAACCUGUCCUAAGUUGUUGACCUACGGUGUCCCUCGACAGAUCUCAACAUGGGACUACAUGAAUGCUAGUGCCAUAAUUCGCUAUUAAUCAUAAUAGCGAUGGCUUAUCCAAGUGGCGAAAGGUCCCUCAAAAGGUUGCCGUUCUCAUGACACUUUCCACUUUUGUGCCUGCUCCUUCUCUUUUUAGUCCUUGCAAGCUAAUAUGCAUGCUUUAAGACCCGCGUCCCCUCUCCACCAGCUGGAAUCUAGUCAUAUUUCAGAGAGUUAUCACAAACAACGCAUCUUAGACUAUAUCAAUAACAUCAAUCCCGCUCACUGGCCUGAAACUGACAUCACAAUCCCUUCGUCUUCUCCUUCGUUUCCAUUCACGGAUAUGGAUCGCCCAGUGACCGCCACCGCCACCAAAUCGAGGAACCUCACUUAUGCAGAUGGACUUGCAUACAGAGAAGCCCUCAUAUCCCGCAAAAUCAACAUCGAGGGGGAGAUUCCUCCGUCAUAUGGGGAACGCAACCCAGACUACGAGUUACCCUCUACGUUGACAGCACCUACAGAAGUCGAAAAUUCUCUCAGACAUGCAUACCUGAAUAGGAUUCGUGCUGUCGGUCUGGCUACACUUAGACUUUCUAUGCCAUUCUUCGUCACUGAAUGGCUCAUUGAUAUGCCGGAGUUGAAGUAUCACGUAUCAAUGCAUCUCGAAACCGAGCCUCUUAAACCGCAAAAGACAAUGCUACGACCUCUCAAUGUAUCAGACCCCGACAUUGUCGUUGGCUAUAACUGGAAAUCGAUACGUGGAGAUUAUAAACUUGCUUUCGAUGAGGUGCCAGACAGUCUCAGGUUCGCGUUCCCUAUAGUCCUGGAUACACAUUUUGCUUUUCCCUUCUUUUCGAUCGAGAUGAGAAGCGACGCAGAGCAAGGCCCUUCCCGGAACCUCCACUUGGCCGCCUUAAUGCUCAGAGGUCUGGGAUACUUCUACCAAAAGGCCUACGGAAAAAACGACGAAGCCGACAAGUUCGACGGGAAGGUACGAGUACUUACGGCUACGAUCAGUCGCAACGAUGUGAACGUAUUCGGACACUGGACGAACGGCGACCCAGGAGAUCCGAACGUUGCUUACGAGCACUUUCUUAUUAAAAGGUGGCGCUUCGAAGAGAAGGAAGAGUUCUAUGCGGCACGGCAUGGUUUACAGACGCUCUGCAGGUGGAUGAUGGAAGAGAACCGCAAGUGGAUUGUUUCUUGCAUGCAAGAAUUGGCCAAGGCUUGAUGUGAUAUUUCCAUUUUAUGCAGGGCACUUGGAUUAGAUAUUUGUCCGCUCGCUCUCGCUUGCUCUCUCUC